Molecule: messenger RNA, 1293 nt
Organism: Nicotiana tabacum (common tobacco)
Lineage: Eukaryota; Viridiplantae; Streptophyta; Magnoliopsida; Solanales; Solanaceae
Product: cytosolic sulfotransferase 12-like
Molecular function (GO): sulfotransferase activity
Source: RefSeq, a predicted model, not a curated record
AAUCCAACCUUGCCUUCUCCAAAACCUUCAUCCAAAGUAGUCCUUUCUUCCAAGCUUUUGCAGUUUGUUUGAUCCAAAAAAACAAACAAUGGUUACCAAUGUUUUGAAAGAAAACUCUACCACCAGACAAACUAGAAAAAGAAGCAAACAAAGGCUUCAGACUUCAAACCUUGUAUCAAAAUGCUUGGAGGAAAAUGGAUUUUCUCAAACAUUCAAAGACUUGUUAUCUUCUCUACCCAAAGCAAAAGGUUGGCUCAGUCCUCAUUUGUACAAAUACCAAGGCUUUUGGCUCACAGCAUUGCACUUACAAGGUACUCUUUCCUUUCAACACUGCUUCCAAGCUCAAGACUUUGAUAUUCUCCUCAUCACAAGUCCCAAAUCUGGCACCAUUUGGUUGAAGGCUAUGGUAUUCACUUUAAUCAAUAGAAUGUCACACCCUAUCCUUUCCCAAGAACACCCUUUGCUCACUACUAAUCCUCAUGAUUUAGUUCCAUUCUUGGAAUUAAAUUAUGCACAAGAAAAGAAUCCCAUUUCACCAAAUUCUUCUUUAACAUCACCAAGGCUUUAUUCUACUCAUUUACCAUAUGUUUCUUUGCCAGAAUCAGUCAAGAACACAAAGUGCAAAAUAAUCUAUAUGUGUAGGAAUCCAAGAGACACUUUUGUAUCACUUUGGCAUUACAUAAGCAAGCUAAGGAGUCAAGACACAAAAAUGAUACCGUUUGAAGAAGCUUUCGAUAUGUUCUGUAAUGGAUUAACUAUGGCAGGACCUUUUUGGGACCAUGUUUUAAAUUAUUGGGAAAAAAGCUUGGAAAUGCCUCAAAAGGUAUUGUUUUUGAAGUAUGAAGAUGUGAAAGAGAAACCUUUUUUACAUUUGAGACGUUUGGCUGAAUUUUUGGAGUGUCCAUUUUCUUUAGAGGAAGAAGAAUCAGGAUUGGUUGAUGAAAUAAUUAAGCUGUGUAGCUUUGAAAAUUUGAGCAAUUUGGAGGUGAACAAGAGUGGUAAGACAUUGUUUGGCAAUGAUAAUAGAGUUUUCUUCAGGAAAGGUGAAGUGGGAGAUUGGAAGAAUCAUUUGACUACUGAAAUGGUGGAAAGGCUUAAUCAAAUUACAGAAGACAAGUUCAAUGGUUCGGGAUUGACGUUAUAAAUGGAUGCUUGAAUAUAAUUAAGUAUUUCAUUAUUUGCAAAUAAUUAAGUAGAAUAUAGGCAAAUUGCAAAAUACUCAUAUGACUGGUGAAAUAUCUCAAUAAACAUGUCUGAAGAGUAAUUCAAGUGAAAUAUGAUUUUCACUGCAAC